UACAAUUUUAUUAUAUGUAAGAGAGAAUCGUAAAAAGAGGAUCUGGAUUUAUUUUCUGUAUGCAUACGUACUUUGUUUAAUCAUCGAACGGAAUUACUUUACUUCCUCUAGGAAACAAAUGCAAAAUGUUGACUUUCUAAACCACCGAAUAGCUCAAAGUGUGUAGAAAAAAUGCUGAAUCAAGGGUAAGCGCUAUCGCCAAUUAGUUGCGAAAAACUACUCCACAUCGCAAAGGAAACACAAAUCGACAAUUAACGACCAUUUCUGUUACCAUUUCACGUUUUAGUGCCAAUCGCAUAUCGAUUACAUGUCCACUUUUAUGAAUUUAUAUUUGUGCUCUUGCAAGCGGCUUGCAGCAAGCGAUAUUUGAUAUGCAUGCGCCGUAUAACGGAGUGGCGUAAAUUAGGCGAGGUCUUCUGACGCACUCGCUGCUUUUAUUUAUUUACUUACAAUACCCUCAAUUGAAUUUGGUAAAAAUUUUGCGAGUGACUUAACAAUUGCAGUUCACUUAGUUUUUCGGUAUAAAAGGUAGUUUUAUUUGGCAAGGGAAGCAUACCACCACCACAGUUCCUACAGCUAAGUACAAGCUAACCCUAAACAAAAGCAAAAUGUUCAAAUUCGUGAUUGUCGUUCUUGCCGCCCUCAUCGCUUGCACCUCAGCCAAACCCAGCAUUGUGGCGCCAUUAGCAGCAGCUCCUUUCGCCGCCGCUGCCUACGCCAACGCACCACUGUACGCCGCUGGUGGCAGCAGUCAAAUUGAUGUUCGCAACAACUACGAUGGCACACUAUCUUCGUACACCACAACACCAUUCCACUACUCCGGACCCUUCUCCAGCCGCUAUGUUUCGGGCAUUCCAGCUGCCUACGCUGCUGCCGCACCUGCUCCCUUAGCCGCGCCGUUAGCUGCUCCAGCUUUUGGUAGAUACGCUGCGCCAGCUGCUUUCGCGGCUCCCUCUCCAUUGGCUGCUCUACCAGCUCCUUUUGCCGCUGCGCCUGCCCCUCUGGCUGCUGCUCCUGCUCCAUUUGCCGCUGGUCUGCCUGCUCCGUUCGCCGCUGCGCCUGCUCCUUUGGCUGCUGCACCUUUUGCCGCUCCCUAUGCAUCCGCUUUCGCUGCUCCAGCCCAUUAUGCGUGGUAGAGAAGUGAAAGUUACAGGAAGUAGUGGAUGACCAAAACACGAAGAUUGUUGGCAUUUUGCUUGCAAACUAGCUCCAAUUCGAACUGAUUACAUCUAUUAAAAGAAUAAUAAAUUUAUAUUGAAUAUGAUAUAAUGCAUUUCUCUUUAAACUUUGGGCGACAGCGUCACAGCAAGCUAAAAUUGGUGCUAGAGUAAGUUACAAAAACUGCACACACUUGACAUCAAAGAUCAUAAAGUGAAAGUGUU
Messenger RNA from Rhagoletis zephyria (snowberry fruit fly), 1382 nucleotides. RefSeq names its product 60S ribosomal protein L22-like. The record is from RefSeq and is a predicted model, not a curated record. NCBI's taxonomy places the organism in Eukaryota, Metazoa, Arthropoda, Insecta, Diptera, Tephritidae.